AGUUUAGGGAGAGCUGGAGCUGGAAGUGGGGAGCCAGGAGCUUUAGGCUGAGGCAGGAGCGAUCAGGGUAGAGAUGACAGGUCCAGAAGGUUAUAUCCAAGUCGAGGGGAGUAAUGCUAGGUUCCAGGACAGCAGGUUUGUCACCAGGCGAGAGAUGGUGAGCAGGGUCCGGAGCCAGAACCGGAAGAAUUUUGACUCUUUAAGAUGCUUCCUCCUGCUGACCUCAGUGGGCUCCUGGUCUUGAUGGACUUUGUCUCCACUCCACUUGUGUAAACCUGCUCCUUCGAUCGUUGUUUGUUUUCAAUAUCAAUGACCAUAAUCAGCAUUUGCUCUGCAACCUUUGGUUCGAUUCGCAGUGUUUUCAGACGGUAUCUGAGGUAAAGGGGACAGGAGUUAUCAAAUCCAGGGGUCAUGUCAUCUGGUGUAGUCUAUUACACAAUCGUGUGCUGGUGAAACAGUUACAUCCACAAAUGGACCUUGAGUCUGCAGACACACGGAAGUCAGACAAACUUAAGUUUCUCACGGAGGGUCAAGUGUUGACCGAGACAGGAUCUUCACCGCAUUUGAUACAUUUUCUGGAUCAGGAAGACACACCUCUAACAAAGGCAACCAUGGAAACCCUGUCACAUCUGGUCUUGGCAUCUGCUUUACUUCUGGCCGCUUUCGCUGUCAUCCGCUGGUACAUCAGAGACUCCCAGAGGGUCGGGGGCUUCGGCCAGAGGCACGUGUUGAUCACGGGCUGUGACAGCGGCUUUGGGAAUCUGCUGGCCAGACAGCUGGACAGAAAAGGUGUCCACGUGAUAGCAGCCUGUCUCACAGAGAAAGGUGCAGCCGAUUUGGCAGCGGCGGCCUCGUCCAGACUGAAGACCCUCCUGCUGGAUGUCACAGACAGUGAGAGCAUCAGGAGGGCGGUGGAGUUUGUGAGCAGAGAGGUCGGAGAGCGAGGUCUGUGGGGGCUGGUGAACAACGCCGGCAGGUCCAUACCCAUCGGUCCAAUAGAGUGGAUGGAUCUGCAGGACUUCACAAAGGUUUUGGAUGUGAAUCUGAUCGGAGUCAUCGAGGUGACGCUCCAGACGCUGCCGCUGCUGAAGAAAGCCCAGGGCAGGGUGGUGAACGUGUCCAGCAUUCUGGGCAGACUGUCUAUGAUUGGUGGAGGUUACUGCCUGUCCAAAUUUGGAGUGCAGGCCUUUUCUGACAGCCUCAGGAAGGACAUGAAGGCCUUUGGGGUGAAAGUGAGCAUCAUCGAGCCUGGUUUCUUCAAAACGGCUGUGACACGGCUGGAUCUCAUAGAGGCCGACCUGGGGAGGCUGUGGACUCGCCUCCCUCAAGAUGUACAAGCCUCAUACGGAGCCACGUACCUUGAAGAAUAUUUGAAAGCUCAGAGCUUCUCCAUGGGUUUACUAUGCAGUCCAGACCUCUCCAAGGUGACCCGGUGCAUGGAGCACGCGCUGACGGCUCGAUUCCCUCGGGCCCGUUACAGUGCCGGCUGGGACGCCAAGCUCCUCUGGAUUCCUCUGUCCUAUCUGCCAUCAUUCGUUUCAGACUUUGUCAUCAACAUGCUUCUUCCUUCGCCCAAAGAUACGAGAGAAAUUUAGAAGACAAUCUCUAGAUUAAAACUACUGACCCGUGGUACCCACAGAUUUUUACCGUGAGCGGAGUAAAUGUAUGAAAACGAGAGAAUGAACGUCAUACAAACAAAAAAGAACACACCCGGACUUUGUUACAAAAUAGCAAAUUUAUUCAUUCACGUCUCAGCAGCAGUAUUUAAACCACACGUUUCUCCAUGAUCACAGGUAGACUUUUAAUUGGUCCUCAUUAAGAUACAAAACAGAUCAUUCUGCAAAGGAUUCAUUCACCUUGUUUAUAAAAUGACUCUCUACAUCCUCAGGUCAUGUGUCGCUCUCUCAGAUCAUCGACUACAUAAAUUAAUUUCCAUGCAACAUACAUGGGGCGUGUUCAAGUAUUGUCCCAAACUACUUUGGCCAUUAUUCCAAUAUCGUUACUAGAGAUAAAAAAAAAAUGAUCACGUUGAUUCAAUGUCACAUAGUCAGGGAAUGUAGGUAUGAGAUUAAGGAAACGUUAAGUAUGUUUCACAUGUUUGUUUUGGCUCAUGAGUUAGAAUCCACAUGGGUUUGCUUGAAUUUUUCAGCCCUGAAAUGAGGUAUAUAAACGUGACAGAUGAACAAAAUCCAUCCUCAGUUUUGUUCAGUGGCAAAGACGUCAUCAUCCGACACUUAUAACCUUUGAUCAUAUAAAUUCUGUACAUUCAGAAUGCUUUUAUACGUGUCAUUGUGUUUACAUUGAUCUAUGCGUGGGACCUAUUUCAAAGAUAUUUUCUGACAAAAUCUUUCUGUUCAAAUUUACAAAUAUACAAACAUAUUUAUUAACAUUUCUAUCAGCAGCGUCAGUGCAAAGAUAUACAUAUUGUACAUCAGAAUAAAGAAAGGAACAUUAACACAAGAAUUGGCAAGAAAUGUCAGAAGGCAUGGUCACAAGACUUUUUUUUAUCUUCAUUCUGUAGUGAUGUAUCUCUCUUUUCUAGGACAAUUUGAGUUUUUGUACACAGGCUGCAUAAAAAAAUAAAUUCUGUGCAAAGUG
Messenger RNA from Platichthys flesus (European flounder), 2598 nucleotides. It is a transcript of the gene rdh1, whose product is annotated as retinol dehydrogenase 1. The record is from RefSeq and is a predicted model, not a curated record. Bases 471 to 1595 code for a protein of 374 amino acids. Lineage: Eukaryota; Metazoa; Chordata; Actinopteri; Pleuronectiformes; Pleuronectidae. The transcript is spliced from 5 exons.